AUGACGCCGUUCCCCGCAGCCUCAUCAUCGCUGGACCCAAGUGAGAAGCCUAGUAUGGGUCGUCUACCUUCGGUGUCCAGCCUCAUGUCCCCCCCAGAGACUAAACCAUUCGAAUCGUUUAACCCCCAUUUCCCACCUCAUAAGUUGUCGCAGGAUCAAUCCUAUACAAAUCAGAUGAAACUGGCUCCAAUCUCAGUUGAUCGAAAGAGAACACAAUCCGAAAUGGAUCUACCGUCGCCACCCGUGACGCCGUAUACUGGGAAUAAGAAGAGCAAAUCAAUCGACCCAGAGCAACACGAUGGCGAUGCCUUGGUUACCUCGUCAAGAGAUCCUGUUCUUUUCCCAAGGAAUGAAUCCUCUGAAAUUGCCGAUGAACCGUUAUUUGGCCCCAUGCUGCCACCAUCCCCCAAGACGCUGAUGGAACAGCACAUUAACUCUCACAUGGCAAGGUUCGAAAAUAAGCUCAAUAAACCAACCCGCGAUGAGUAUCUUUUGGCUCUUUCUUGUGUACCAGUUGUGUCGGCUCAAUACAAUCGGAAUCCCGCAGCGUGGGCCAAAGAAGAGAGAGAAACUCUUGAGCGGCAGUUGGUCAUGAUGAACCGACGUCGUCCUGAAGUCUCAGAUGGCAGAUUGAAAAGAAUCGCGCCAGCGCCCACAAAACGGGUGGUUCCUGCUCAACCCCGUGUGCAGCGGACACCCAGAGUAAAGCGCACACCAAAGUCUACCCCAAAACAAAAGGUUUUGGAUUCGUUUGACGUACAGACGCCGAAUCCUAAGCCUUCUCGUGCCAUCGGCACGAGUAGGGAUGAUACAGAUUUUAGCUCCAUCAAGGAUUAUUCGCCUCCCCUAGAGAUUCUCGGUGGCAAUGCGAAAGCAUUAAAGGCAGAUUGGAAAGGUCAGAUGCUGGACCUUAGUAAUGAUCCGGAGCGGCACCUGUUGAGCUCAGCUGAGAUCAACCUAGCGGCCACUCUAAGGCUUUCUUGUGCGACAUAUCUCUGCAGCAAGCGCCGCAUUUUCGAGGCUCGUGUCAAAGCCUUGAGGGUUGGCAAGGAAUUCCGCAAGACGGAUGCUCAACAGGCCUGCAAGAUAGACGUGAAUAAGGCAAGCAAACUCUGGACUGCCUACGAACGAGUUGGCUUGUUCAACGCUGGCUAUUUCCGGGAGUAUCUCAAAUGA
Molecule: messenger RNA, 1176 nt
Organism: Aspergillus versicolor CBS 583.65
Lineage: Eukaryota; Fungi; Ascomycota; Eurotiomycetes; Eurotiales; Aspergillaceae
Product: SWIRM domain-containing protein
Exons: 1
Coding region: 1-1176 (391 amino acids)
Biological process (GO): regulation of transcription by RNA polymerase II; chromatin remodeling
Cellular component (GO): nucleus; SAGA-type complex
Molecular function (GO): transcription coactivator activity; chromatin binding; protein binding
Source: RefSeq, a predicted model, not a curated record